GAAAUUGAAUGUUGCAGAUGGCGUUUAACAGCUGACGAGAAGAAGAAAGUUGAUUCUCAUGUUAUUAUGAGAAUGAUUGACUGAUUGUUCACAGUUAUGUUUUUUUAGAUUAAUUAAAUUGUUCAACACUUUUUCUGGUCCUACUUUCUCUUCACCUUUUAUCAUUCUUCUUCUUCCUCCUUUUACCACCUUCAUCUAUUCCUUUAACCCUUCUGUUCUUCUUUUAUCUUCUGGUUUUUUCCUUUUUGUGAUUCUUUCUUUUUUUUCUCUCUUCUUCACCAUCACCAGUUACUGUUUUUCCUUUACCAUUUUUUCCCUUUCUAUGUAACUCUCUAUCUUAUUUUUUUAGUGACAAAACAAAACCUCUUUCUUUGCUUUUUGCCUAAGAUGAGGAUAUUUUUCUUGCCUCUUUUUCAGUUUAAAUUUUAAAAUCAAAAAUUAACCACACUUGUCCAUCGUCAUCUUGAUAACAUCACCAUUCACUAUCAACCAAAACAUAACACCACACUUGAACAUCUCUAUUGGUACAACCGCUACAACACCUCAAAAAAAUAUCCUUUUGAUUGCUUAUUAUCAUCAUUAAACAACUGCAACAAUCACAAAAACCAAUCACAAUUUCACACUACUUUGAUUAUAAAUCCAUCUCUUAAACCUUUUUUCUUUCAACAAUUUCUAUGUCUCAUUUGCAUUACUGUUUUAUUCCAUUAUGUCUUUGCCUUCAUCUUAUUCUCUUUCCAAUGAAAAAGUGAAACAAAAGAUAGCACAUCUAAUCAAUGAGAUAAACCAAUUCAAUGACAUCGAGAAGCUGUUGCUCUAUAUUCAACUACCCAGUGGUUCGCCAUCAAAUGAUCCUCUUAAACAUAAAGGACCUGGAAACCCUUUUGGUAAAAAGGCAGACGUUGAGGUUGCCCAAACUUAUACAUGGAUACAGAGUCACCUAGAAGAGGAUUCAACCGUUUCCUUACCAAAACACGAAGUUUACGAUGAAUAUCGUUGCUUUUGUCAGUCAAAUAGCUUUGAACCACUAUGUGUAGCUGAUUUUGGUAAAGCAAUGAAACAUGUCUUCCCUCGAGUAAAACCUCGACGAUUGGGCCAACGAGGUAACUCAAAAUAUUGUUAUAGUGGCUUAAGAAAGAGAUUAACUCUCCCUGCACCGUGUUUACCUGAUCUCUCAAACACAAGUACCUCAUUGAAUAAUAAUGUUAAUAAUAGUAACGAUGAUAAUAAUAAUGGUAAAGUUAAUGGUGAUGAUAUGCGGAUUAACAAAGCAAAUUCAAUGGAAGAAGAUUCAUCGUCUGAUCCAUCGUCAACUGAAGAAGCCUUAGGAGUUGAUGGCAGUGUCCGUGUUAAUAAUGAUGCUAAUUUUUCUACUAUCAAUGAUUCUACUACCAAUAUCUAUGGUAAACACACAAUUUCACCUGAUAUCGUUCAAAAUGCGGCCACACGGUUGAUAUUAGAUUGGGCAGAAGGAAUUCUUGAGCAAAGUUUCACCAAUCUGCAAGAAUUAGGAAAAUAUCUCAUCAAUUACGAUCUGGUUGACAAGAAUUCAGUUGCAGCUAUUGCUUUGGUUUCAUCUUCAGCAACUCAUCCAUCAGCUACAAGCGAAUUAUCUUCAUCGUUAUCCAGUGAAGAGGUUAAAUCAAAUAAUUUUAAUAAUAGUAAUUUAAAUAAUAAUAAUAUAAAUAAUCCUAGGAACUCGUUAAACUCAUCCAAGAGUAAACGAGAUGGGACACAGUCAAGUGUUCAAAAGAAAUCCCAUAUCAAAGAAAUUCCAGGAAAUAGCAGGAGAAAAGGAGUUGACCGAAACUCUAAAUCUAUCUCUAAUAAUAGUACAUACAAUAAUGUUAAAAAUAUUCAUAAUAGUAAUAGUAAUAAUUCAAAUUCAAAUAAUUCUGGUUUUGCCAUUUCAACAUCAUCCUCGUCCACAAGUCAACAGCAAGAAACAACAACAACAACACCAACAGUUACCUUAACUCGAGUAAAUCGGCGAAGUAGACGGCUAUCAGUUAAUGGAAAUGGACGAUCAAUGGAUAUUAAUGGUGAUUGUGCUUUAGGUGUUAACGGUGAUAAUAAUUUAAAAUCAACUGGCCACUUGAAUAUUAAUGUGAAAAAGGAAGUCACUCAAGUUGAUGAUUGUUCCAAUAUUGAUACCUACAGUAACAAUGAUGAAAACAAAACGGGUUUGCCUAUGCUAAAAAAUUCAACAUCUCAAAACAAGAUACCUAGAAGUGGUACUUCACAUCAUAUAAUUGUUUUACCUAAUAAUGUACAAUUAACAGCGGCAACUCGAUCGAUUUCUCGAAUUUUAACUGGUGAUAAAAGUGGAUCUCAGUCUGUUCCUGUUUCUUGUUUGUCAUCAUCUUCCACCCCAUCUACUACCACUUCUUUCGUUUCCACUUCAUCUUCUUCUUCUUCUUUAACUACUACAUCAUCAUCUUCAUCAUCCUGUUCAACAAUUAAGUCAACAUCAUUAACAUCACCUCCAUCGUUAUCCACAGUAACCCAAAAGUACAAAAGGAUCCAACCUAAACCUGUUUCCCUGAGUCGAAGUAACUCCAAUGUCCUUGAAUCAACCUUCAAUUACUCAACAAUCAACGAGCAUACAACUUUAUCAUCAUCUACUACUAACAUGAACAACGUUAUCAACUCAAGUCAAGGAAGAAAUAACAAUUUAAAUUCUAAUAAUAAUUCAAAUAAUAAUAAUAUUAAUGAUAAUAAUACUAAUAAUUUAAAAUCAAAUGAAAAUGAAACCUUAUUGAUUACAAGAAGGCAUUCCUUGGCAUCUGUACCCAUCAAUGGUAAUGAACUUAGGUCAAGUGAACUGUUAAUGGGAAACAAUGGUCUCACUAUUGGUUCAUUGAGAAGGGAUAAAGGUAACACUGGGAGAGGAUCAGGAAGAGGUGGAUCAAUUAAAGAGGAAAGAUGCCUUGACAAGACUCAGAUAAAGCGCCACUGUGAUGUAAGCCGAGACUCUGAUAAUGUAUCCUGUAAGAAACGUUUCACCUCGGUUGAAGGUUGCGAGUCAACCUCACCAUUAUCAUCAUCAACAUUAACCCUGUUAACUGGAUCCAAAUCGACACUUUCAAAUGUUAAAUCAACUAACAAUGAAACUGGAAUCAUUUUAACCCUUGCUAAUGGCCAUUCAUCUGAAGAAACCAACUCAUCUUCAACUAGUCUAUCACCUUUACCAACAACUCUUGGUAUCAAUACCCUUGCUUCAGAUGAUAUUUUACUGACUACUGGAUUAUCAGUUAAUAAUGGAUUAAAUGAAGAUGCUAAUCAAUCCGUUAAACAACAGGCAAAAUUAAAGUUAAACCAUAAUAAUGAUAAUAUUAAUAGUAAUAGUAAUGCUAAUAAUAAUGAUAAUAAUGAUAAUAAUAUUAAUAAUAACAAUAAUGAUAUUAAUAGUAAUAGUAAUAAUAAUGAUAAAAGUAAAAAUAAAUCGUCAACAUCGUCUGAAAUGUGCAUUAAAUUGCAAGAGCUUGAAUGUGAUGCCUUAAAUGAUGAUCUGAAUGAACAACAUGGUGCCUCAUCAUCUUCCUUGAUGGAUUCCUAUGAACAUUGUGAUCCAUCCACUUUAUCUCAAUUGAGAAGAUUGUUGGAGAAAAAUUUACCCAAUUCAAAGAGCAAUUCAAAUGUUGGCCUGACUUCGCUUCCAUCAACAAUACCAUCGGAUAUUAUUGCUGGCAACCAUUCAACCAACAAUGGUACUAAUGUCAUUAUUAAUAACAACAAUCAUGUUAAUCAUGGCCACCAUCUUCAUCAAGUUAAUCAACCUCGUAAUGAACUGAAUAACAAUAUUUCCAACAUUAACGUUAUCAAUAAUCAUGAAAUUAUGGAGCAACAGAUUGUCAGUUAUGAUGAGGCAACACACAAUUUGGUUGAUAAUGAUAUUAAAUUGGAGGAAAAUGUCACCAAGUAUCAUUUGUCCAAUGAUAAAGAAGCCAUGAUUUGUUCAACAGACAAAUCAUUCUCGAUUGAAGCUAAAAAAUCACUUUCUAACCAAUGUAAUAGCCCCAUGUUGGUUUCAAGUCUAUCUGAUUCGGAUGGUGUAAUUGUUUCAAAUGAAUCGUUAAAUUCAAUUGACAACAACAUGAACAUGGUUAAUGAUGUCAAUAAUAUGGUUUCCUCGAUGGAUUAUUGUAACAUGCAGACACAAGUACCUUCAGUCCCAGCUAGCCCAAACACUCGGCGUCAAGCAUUUAAUUUUCAGCCCAUUUCCUUGCGAAUCACACCAACUAUUCCUGAAAACAGUGCAAUCGGCAGCUAUGUUAAUGGUAAUGGCACCAAUGUGGCCAACUCUUGCUCUUCUUCAUCUUCACCCUCCUCUUCAACGGUAACAACAAGCGAAACAACAGGAAACUCUACAGGCAUUGGUAACAAUGGUCAACAUCAGCAACAUUCACCGCCCGCUUUCUCUUCAAACCAACGCUCAAUUGGUGUUGGUCUCUCUCAACCUCCAAGUUCGGCUAAUUCACCUUUUGUUUCUCCACGCGGUACACCUAUUCCAUUGUCCCGUUCACGUCAUGAUAGUGGUCAAAGUGGUUACUCUGGAUUACGGGCAACACCUUAUCCUGUUAUUGAUUCCGGUCUUUCAUCAAUCUCUUCUUCUCCCUUUAUUUCACCUCAAUCAACCCCGGUGCCUUUAAGUGGACGUAUGAGAACUAUUGGCAAUUGUUACUCACACCUACACUCUAUCCAUGCCAGGUCAAAUUUGGUUAACCGUGCAAGACACAGUUCUGGUCCUGGAAAUCCUUACACCACUUUACCUUCCUCUCUUGGAGGAACCUUUUCAAUGCGUAGCUCUUCAGUUUCACCCAUGGUUGUCUCUUACAAUGCCAAUGAUUUACUAUUUUCAUCAAAUGGUAAUAAUGGUCAGGGGGCAACAUUGGCCAGUAUCAAUGCAGCCUUUGGUGAAACUAAACACCGAACUCGAAACCAAUCAAGUACCACAACUGGUACCACAACAACAUCUGGUGUCUCCAGCAUAGGAACCCCUGUAUCACCCAAAUCGGAGCCUCUCUCACCAUCAGGUAUCCUCAUUUCCGGUGACAUGUCAACAUCAGAUUUAACAUCAAUUGAUAUUGCUUCUUCCUCCAAUGGUGACUCUUGUUUUAUGGAUUCAUGUUUUACUUCGAGAGAUUGGUUAACCAGCAAUUCGAGAUUCCUUUUAUCUGGUUAUCAUGGAAACCAUGAUGCAAACUGUGGCUCUAAUGGUUUAAUAAAUGGACCCAAUGUUGGCCCAGUUAUGAGGCAACGUCAUUUCUCAAGUCCCUAUGCUACCAUAGCCAAUAAUGGUAGCAACAAUUUUUCCUUCAAUGAUUCUCAUUCCAAAGAAGUUCAAAAUCUAUUAAAAGGCAGCUCUUUCAUUGAAUCGUUGCUUUCAACAAAUGCCAACAACAACAACAACAACCACAAUUUAACCGAUUCAGGUGAAAAUAGCGAUACUUCAUCUGUAACUGGUAAUUCAAUCAGUAACCAUCAUUCACCUAACCACGGAAACAGGCCUGUUUUGAACAGAUGUCAUUCAGUUCCAAUUCAGCAUUUAGGUAAACUUUACAAUGGCUCAUCUCCAUUGGAACACAACAGUUUCACUCCGUCAUCAUCUUUAUGCUCACCAGCUGAUCUUAAUUCUCCUGAACGUGAUUUCUCGACUCUAUCUAAAUCUUACCCUCCAACACCACUUUGUAAUCCAAAUUUUUCCUUUCCUCCAACUUCACCGUCCAACACUUUAAACAGCAACAAUAGUAAUAUCAGCAACAGCAAUCAUCCUUCAACCAAUAACUCUGGAAGCAAUUCAUCUCCUUCCUCUGGUUCAGCCAGAUUGAAACUGGUUGAAGAGGAAACCUCAUUGGGCUCACUUGCUGUUGAACCUUCUUCAACCAGUUCACCUUCAAGCAAUCCAAGUAGCAAUUUUCUUGAAAGUGGCCAAGAUGUUAUGGUUUCUGGUUUACAAUCAAAAGACUGGUCAGUCGGAGAGACGGUCAUUGGAGCAGAUGAUAUUGAGUUAACUGUUAACCAUCCUGGUCAUUAUCAUCAAGAGCAACAUGAUCAUCAUCCAAAUGGUCUUCUCAAUACAUUCGAGGUUCGACACACUAUUGAUGAUACAAUUUCUGGUCCAAUCCCGAUGAGUGAUGAUUUAGAAACUACCUUGGAAGAUUUGCGUGACUGUGAUAACGAUUUCUCUAAAUUUGCUCUUCAGUUGGAAUUAUUUGAAGCUAAUGGAACCACAAAAUAUGACGACAUGUAAACAAUUUCGCCUCCAUUUUAUGGGUUACCAGAAAUUAGGAUUUCCCGAUGAUAACGAUGAUCGAUUGUAGAUUGAAAAGACGAAAGAGUUGAACAAAUGAUAGUCCGAAACUGCUAAACAUUUAUUAAUGAAAAAAAAAACACUUUAAUAUUAAUGAAUUACAAACGUGAUACAAAACAAGAGGCAUGAAAACACAGAUGAAAAACUGAUAACUUCAACAUCUCGACCACUCUUUCAAUCAACUGAUUACAAUCCCAUUAUUAUUAAUGAUAUAAUUAUUAAUAUGAUUUCUAUUAAUGUCAUUCUAAUUAUAAAUUUAAAUUCAAAUGAUAACUCUUUCAAUUUUCAAAUUAAUGACGCAAAAAAGCUACCAUUACAAAGACGCAACAUUUUCUUGAUUUUCAAACUAGUUAACAAAAAGCGAUUGUACAAAGCAUAUUUUUUCUGGUUCACCUAAACUCAAACACAACAAAACGAUGGAAACCAACAAAGCAAACAAAAAAUCACAAUCAAACUCAAGACCAGUUUAAUUUAUUAAUAGAUAUGAUAAUAAUGCCAACCAUAAUUGAAAUUGCUCGUUGAGAGAAACGAUGAAGACGAAAAAGUAACAAGCAGAGAAAAUGAAAAACAAGUUGAAUCAAAGGUGGAUUUUCAAGCAACAUUAUCAUCCCAAUCAUUAUCAUCAACAAAAACAACAAAAGCAACAAAAGAGCAAAGAAAAGCAGAAUUUACCAGAAAAAACAAAGAUUCUAAGAGGAUGAGAAAACUGAAGAAAUAAUAUUAUUCAAGAAAAAAGAUGAAUCUACUUGUCAAUCAAUUGAAUGAAUAUUGUGGAAAAUGAAUCGACUAUUGAUAAGCUUCAAAAUUCUCGUAACUUCACCCACUUGACUCUCAAGCCAAAGCAAAAAGAAACACAAAAUUUGAGAGCAAAAAUUACCUCUCAUUGUCAUCUCAUCUCUCAUCUUCUCUUUCUAUUUCUCUACCUUCUUUCUCCCUCUCUCCUCUUCCUUAGUUAUAUUAUUUUUCAAUUUUAGGAUGUUUUAAAGGAUAUAAUUCAACUAAUUGCAAAACAAAAUUAGUUGAAUUAAGAUGAAAUAAUUGUGAUAUUGCCAACGAAAGGCCUUCUCAAUAGGAAACAAGGAAAGGAUUUGUGAGAUUUGAUUGCGAUUAACCACCAAAACAACAAAACAAGUUACAAAACAACCUCAUACAAAAAACAAACACUCAUCCAAACUCACUUAAUUGUCAUCAUUUAUCCUCCAUUUUUACAAAAUAAUUUUCAUGUUCUCCUGUCUUAAAUCUCUUAAUGUUUUCACCCAAUCAUCAUGAUCGCCACCACCACCACCACCAAUCAUCAUCAUCAUCAUUUAAUCCUUAUCUCUUUACACUUCCUAAAACUUUAUUCAAAUUAGGCUUAACAAAAUUUUCAAAUUCAACUAAUGUGUUAACAAAAAAAUAAACAAAUUGUGAAAAUCAAUAAGUCAAACAUAGAUUAACUUAUGGAAUGACAAGCAAAGGAUUUGUGCAUUGGCUGUUUAAGAUUUACCUACAAACUUGAUCUCAAGUAAAAAGUGGAAAAUUCAAUCUUCUUUUUGGCUUUACAACUAGGAUUUUCAAAUCAUCAUCCAUCAACCUCAUCAUCAUCAUCAUCAUUACCAGUUCAGAGGAAGAGCGAGAGAGCGAGAGAGAAACGAUAACAAUAUUUCAACUGCAAAACCUCGAUUAUUUCAUAAUUUAUUAUCAUUUUUUUACUGAGUUGACCAUGUUCAUAAUUACCUUUCAUUGUGCUGCCCAUCACUAAAUGAAAUGAACAUUUUCUUUUGUAUCAAUCUAUUAGUCUACUAUUGGAUGAUUAAUUAAUCAACUAAUUACUAGUUAAGUUUUCUUGAAACUUGAUUUCUCUAUCCUUCUCUAGUUGAUUACUUUCAUAAUUAGUCUCUGUUGUCACAGCCGAAAGCACAAUUAUUUUCAUAAAUGAUUAACAUUAUUACCAAGGUUAAUCUAUCUACCAAUUAACGCAAAAUUUAAAUUGAAAUCAAUUGUAAAAUAAUCGAGGUUUUGCAUCAUCAACAAUUAUAAAUAUAUAAAUACGUAAAUAAUGAUACAACAAAAAAAAGAUAUUGUUUUAGCACAAAACCAACAACAAAACGACAGCAAAAAUCAACAUUUUGAAAAUUAAUUUGAACACAAAAAAAGACAAAAGCAAAAACAAAUCUACAGCAAAAAAAUUAACAUAAUUAUGAUUAUUUCAAAUUACAAAGUAGUUUUUAUUUUAUUAGCAUGGGCUUUCAACUUGUAAUUAACCCCUUCUUGAUCCCAUGCAAAUUCAUAUCCAUUUUUUCAUGCCUUUUCAAACCUUUUCAUUUCUUGAAAUCCUUUUUUCUUCUUCUUCUUCUUCCUUAUUUCCUAGCUAAAAUCUUUGUUCACUUGUCUGUGAUGUCAACCUCAAAACAUCUUUCCUUCAUCUUUUAUCGCCAUCUUUACAACAAUUUAAGUGCUUAUCGAAACUUAUUUAAAUUCAAUUGUCAACUUUCCUUUCUAAUCAUUUCAAACACUUUGUCAUUAAACUCAUCUUUAGCUCUGUCAAGUCAAACCCUUUUCUCACUCAACUGAAAAUCCCUCUUUUCUCAUUCCUUGUUUUGUUUAUUAUUAUUUUCCUUCAAUGUUUCUUUAUAAGCCUUUUUUGUUUACUUUUCAUGAAAAAAACACUCAUUUCGCCAUCAAUUUUCAUGCAAAUUGAAUUUUGUAAUGAGAUGAUUACCGAUGUAUCAACCAACACCAGCAAUAAGUUUGUAAUCAUUCAUUGGACAUGGAUUUAAUGGAUUACUCAGCAACAGUUAACAUCUUUCAUCAAAGCUUCAAUUGAAACCUUUUCCUCACUUGCUGUGUCAAUUUAACCAUUGAGAUUAUUGUUACCAUUACAAUCAUCAUAAUCAUCGACAUCUUCAACAACAUCUUCACCAUUCAUGUUGACCUCACUUUUAUCUCAUCAUUGGCUGUUUACUUUCACCUGAAGACAACUGCUUUUCAAUUGAAAAAGCUUAUCAUCUUUGUUAACCAUGCAAGUUGUGGAUUUUAGAACAAUUUUGUGUCAAAUUUUCAAUUGAAUUUUCAUGAGAAUGAUAAUUGAACAAGAAAAGGGAGAAAACAACAAAACGCACAUCAUUAGAACCACUUUCGCACCUUCACUUGAUCAUCAUAUUUCUGGUUCUGGAUACUUUCCUCAUUACAACCAUCUUCAAAAUUACCAUUUUUCAACCCUUUUUCUCUUCUCAUUUAACAUCACAAUUAACCACUAGAUGAACAUCUAACUUGCUCAGAUGAAUGGACAACAGCAAAUUCGUAAGAGAGAAAAAUGGAAAAGUAAAGAAUAUCUUCAAGUUGAACGAAAAAAAGGUACAAAAAGAAACGUAAAUAAGCGAAAUGUUUGACGAGAAAAAGUAAGAUUCAGCAGCGAAGUUGAAUGAGUUCAUUAAAGUGAUCACCAUUUGGAAAUGGCCAAGUUCAUGGUUCUAGUUAAAGAAUGAAAAUAACCUCAGAACCAUUGGAAGAAAAUACAAGAAAUCUCAUUAGUUGAGACCAGUUUUGGAAAAAAACUCACAAAUUUUUGUUCUUUUCUUUCUUUUCUCUCCUGUGUUUCCCAACUUCACAAGCAAAAAUCUGUCACCCUUUAGGCUUCUUUAAUCAAUAUUAAUAUUAAAAUAAUUAUUAUUGUCAUCAAAAAA
Messenger RNA from Tetranychus urticae (two-spotted spider mite), 9975 nucleotides. RefSeq lists its product as uncharacterized. Gene Ontology annotation, molecular function: DNA-binding transcription factor activity, RNA polymerase II-specific; RNA polymerase II cis-regulatory region sequence-specific DNA binding. Lineage: Eukaryota; Metazoa; Arthropoda; Arachnida; Trombidiformes; Tetranychidae. Gene Ontology annotation, biological process: regulation of transcription by RNA polymerase II. The record is from RefSeq and is a predicted model, not a curated record.